AUGGCAAACCGGCUCCGUUUGGACUUCGCGUCAAGGAGAAGCCACACCGACCCGCUGUCAGACUGUUUCAGCAACCAUGGUGAGGAGAGCGGAGUCAUUUUGUCAGCUGGUACCCCCAAAGAGAGUCUGGCGCACAGUUCUCUACACUUCAAGGUGACUUCGCUGUCACCGGACUAUGGAAAUUUCCAAAGAUAUUCUUCAGUUUUAAUACCAAGGGUUAACAAAGGGGCAUGUAGCCAAAAAAGUGUCGUGCAGAUCUCAUUACAGCCCUGUGGUAUGCUCAGUGGAGACCUGGAUGGAGAUCCUGGUAGCAGUGAAGCUGGAGCUGUGGCAGGCUCUGAUGGAGGUUCGUGUAGCAGCAGUAUGGCCAGCGAUGCCGGGUACUGGAGUAGCAACAGUAUAUUUGAACCAGAGACCCCAGAGAAGCACAGGAACACCCAAGAGAAGAGCGUGCUCUGCCGCAAGUCCAAGGUCCCCUUGAGACGUUGUUCCUCCUUGGUUAUAUUUCCAAAGAGUCCUUGCAGCACGCCGCCGUCUUCUCCGGUAAACCCUGUCGCGAGAGGACCUUUCCAGGGCCUUAUCGCUGAUUCUUCAUGGAAUGAUGAGGAAUUAAUCUGGAAGGAUUCUGCCACAUCUGCAAGUGGCCAACAUUGUCUCAAAGGAAACUCUUCAUCUGAUUGUCGGGACACCAAACAUAUGGUACACUUCAAUAUUCCUCUCCAAGACAAACCUAAAUGCAAAGCGGCGGACGUUAGUCGCUCAAGAAGUGUUCUGCUACACUUUGCCCAGAAACCAGUUACGACUGGGAAAUUGACUGAAGUCCAUGCGGAAUAUCCCGACACUCCCUACCCAGUUAUAGAUCCUGAGACUAAAUGUGACCCUAAGAAAAAACUGUACCGUAGUACUUCAGCUUGUUUGUUUUCAUCCGUGAAACCAUCAGAGGAAAAGCACUGUGCCUCAGAAAAAGGGCAGGGAAGGUUAGAGGAAAACCAUUGUCAUCGCGCCAUACAACGGAGCUUUUCUUUGGAAGUGCCCUAUGCAAACACUGGGAUUUCCUGUCAUGUUUCCAACACAAAACUCGGGAGUACAUACUCUCCACACGUGCAUAUUCAUCUGUCUCCAUGCUGUCCAACUAAGUUGCCAAACUUACCUAAUGAUGCAGAGAAAAGCAGGGAUGGGAACAGUACUACAAAUAACUUAAGUUUAAGUGCUAAGACGCGUGAUGACUUUCUGGGACAGGUGGAUGUUCCUCUCCAUCAGAUACCAACAGAAAAUCCUGAUUCGCCAAGGCCAUACACAUUCAAGGAUUUUCUGCUUCACCCCAGAAGUCACAAGUCCAGAGUAAAGGGCCACUUGCGACUCAAAAUGACUUAUAUGCCAAGGAACCAGGGAUCAGAUGAGGAACAGACAGAUCAAACUGAAAACACUGAUCCUGCAUGGGAGCUUUUGGAAUCUCAGGACAUAUCGGGCCCAAUGCAGAGCCAGCAGGCACCUAUUCUGCCCCCUGGCUGGGAGGAGCGUCAGGACAACCUGGGAAGGACCUACUAUGUCCAUCAUGAGAGCAGAACCACACAGUGGCAGCCGCCUACAUUACAUGACAAUAAUGUGGACACAAGGAGGCAAAACACUACAAGACAGAGGGCGCAGAGUUACAUUACACGCAGACAAAUCUCAGACCCUGAUGAGACCACUGCACAAGAUGAGGAAUGGGAGGUUUUGGAAGAUGAAUCCACUCUGAACCAGGGCAACCGGCUCACUUCGCCCCCGGAGAUGCAGAUGUUGAAUGAUGAGCUAAGAAACUUGUAUAUUACUGGGGCUGCAUCUUACGACCAUCAGGCGGAUCAUGGGUGUAAUUCAAGGCAUUCCAAUCGCGCAAGAAGUUUUCACAUGUCAACAACAGCGGAACAUCCUGUUAAUUCUGCGCUGCUUGGGACCUCUGAGGUGCUGCCUCCAGGAUGGGAGGAAAAGAGAGACAGUAAAGGAAGACGCUACUAUAUCAACCACAAUAAGCGAACCACCUCAUGGAUACGACCCCGCAUGCAUAGAACAAAUUCAACAUCAGCUGCCACGCAGAGUCGUGCGAGUCCGCCGUCCAUCACUCCGCCGUCCAUCACGUCUGUGUCCCCUGUAGCAUCUCCCCAGCACACUCCCAGCCCGGAAGCCACAUCAGAGUAUGGCUCUAUGCCAACUGGUUGGGAGGUCCGCAGUGCUCCCAAUGGAAGACCGUUUUUCAUUGACCACAAUACAAAGACUACUACCUGGCAAGAUCCCAGGCUUACGGUUCCUGUUCAUGCAAGGAGUAGACCCUCACUGGACCCAUCUGAUCUUGGCCCAAUGCCACCUGGUUGGGAGGAGAGGGUCCACACAGAUGGGAGGAUAUUUUACAUUGAUCACAAUACAAAGAUCACACAAUGGGAUGAUCCUCGAUUACAGAACUCAGCAAUAACUGGACCAGCUGUGCCUUAUUCCAGAGAUUACAAACAGAAGUAUGAUUACUUCCGCAAGAAGCUAAAGAAACCAGACAACAUCCCGAAUAGAUUUGAGAUGAAGGUGAGACGAAACGCAGUGUUGGAGGACUCGUACCGGCAAAUCCUCCUUGUGAAGCGGCCAGACUUGUUGAAAGCGCGACUGUGGGUGGAGUUCGAGGGAGAAAAGGGUUUGGACUACGGAGGUUUGGCCCGGGAGUGGUUUUUCCUCAUGUCCAAGGAAAUGUUCAAUCCCUACUACGGACUCUUUGAAUAUUCUGCCACUGACAACUAUACACUGCAGAUUAAUCCCAACUCAGGUCUAUGUAAUGAGGACCACCUAACUUACUUCAAGUGCAUUGGCCGCGUGGCAGGAAUGGCCGUCUGGCAUGGAAAACUACUUGAUGCUUUCUUCAUUCGGCCUUUCUACAAAAUGAUGCUGCAGAAGCCCAUAACCCUGCAGGACAUGGAGUCUGUCGAUAGUGAAUAUUUUAAUUCACUCAAGUGGAUUUUGGAGAACGACCCAACUGACCUGGAUUUGAUGUUUACCAUUGAUGAGGAGCUCUUCGGACAGACUCACCAGCAUGAGCUGAAGCCCAACGGUGCAGAGAUUGUUGUCACAAAUGAAAACAAGGAUGAAUACAUCCAUCUUGUGAUCCAGUGGCGCUUCGUAAACCGAAUCCAGAAGCAGAUGACUGCCUUCAAGGAUGGAUUCUUUGAGUUGAUCCCUCAGGAUCUGAUCAAGAUCUUUGAUGAGAACGAGCUUGAGUUGCUCAUGUGUGGCUUGGGAGACGUGGAUGUGAACGACUGGAGACAGAACACCAAGUACAAGAGUGGCUACAAUUCAAACCAUGUGGUAAUCAGCUGGUUCUGGAAAGCGGUACUGCUAAUGGAUGCCGAAAAGCGAAUUCGUCUCUUGCAGUUUGUGACGGGAACAUCUAGAGUGCCAAUGAACGGUUUUGGAGAACUCUAUGGAUCUAAUGGGCCGCAGCGGUUCACCAUUGAGCAGUGGGGAACACGGGACAAACUGCCGCGAGCACACACGUGCUUUAACCGUCUAGACCUCCCACCCUACGAGUCCUUCGAGGAACUUAGGGAGAAACUUCAUAUUGCAAUCGAGAAUGCGCAAGGCUUUGACGGUGUGGAUUAG
This is a messenger RNA of Nerophis lumbriciformis (worm pipefish), 3615 nucleotides long. Lineage: Eukaryota; Metazoa; Chordata; Actinopteri; Syngnathiformes; Syngnathidae. The record is from RefSeq and is a predicted model, not a curated record.